This is a messenger RNA of Agelaius phoeniceus (red-winged blackbird), 2384 nucleotides long. RefSeq names its product LON peptidase N-terminal domain and ring finger 2 (gene LONRF2). Gene Ontology annotation, molecular function: protein binding; ubiquitin protein ligase activity. The record is from RefSeq and is a predicted model, not a curated record. NCBI's taxonomy places the organism in Eukaryota, Metazoa, Chordata, Aves, Passeriformes, Icteridae.
AUGGAGCUGGGCCCGGGGCCCUGCGCGCUGCCGCCCGCCGCCGGGGCCGGGGCGAGGGCGGCGGCGGCGGGGGGACCCUGCGCCGAGAUGCUGCAGGUGGCGGAGGAGGCCUUCCGCGGCGGCAACUUCGAGCUGGCGGCCGAGAUCUACGGUUCCGAGCUGGCGGGGCUGCCGCAGCCCGAGCGGGGCCUGUGCCUCCGCCGCGCCGACGCGCUGGCCAGGGCCGGCCGCAUGGCCGAGGCGCUGGACGCCUACGGCGCGGCGGCGCGGCUGGCGCGGCUGCGGCCCGAGGAGCUGCGGGAGCUGGCGGAGAGUGUCGCUCUCAGCAUCCGCGACAAGGAGCUGCGCCUCCCGCCCUGGGGGAGCGGCGCGGCCGGCGGCGGCGGGGCGGAGGGCGAGAGUCUCGGCGACCCGGCGUGCUGCCGCCCGCCCGAGCUGUUCGCCUGCCCGCUGUGCCGGCGGCUGCUGUGCGAGCCGGUGACCCUGCACUGCGGGCACACCCACUGCCGCCGCUGCGCCGAGCCCGGCGACUGCGGCCGCUGCCACCGCCCGCGCCGCCCCGCCGAGCCGACCCCUGCCGCCGCCGCGCUGCCGCCGGCCGCCGGCCGCCCGCGGGUCAACGUGGUGCUGGGCAACCUGCUGCACAAGUGGUUCGGCGCCGAGAGCCGGGCGCGGCGGCUCCGCGCCGAGGGCGACGCGCUGCGGGAGCGCCAGGAGCUACCGGCCGCCCUGGAGAAGUACAACCAGGCCCUGGAGAUGGCUCCUUGCAAGUGUUCAUUGAUAGCACAGCGGGCAGAGCUCUGUACGCUGAUGAAGAACUACCAGCAAGCUCUUCACGACGCGGACAUCCUGUGCCGGAGCAAACCCCACUGGCCUGCGGGCCAUUAUGUGAAAGCAAAAGCUCUUUCUGGAUUGGAAAGGACUGAGGAAGCAUUGAAGGAAUUUCUUUAUUGUGUUGCCUUAAAUCCUGAAUGGAGCUCAAUGAAGAAAGAAGCCCAAAAGAUAAUGUGUGAGAUGUUUUUCCCAGCCUUUGAAAAUGUGCAUGAUAGUCUAACAGCACCUUUCUCUAGUCGAACAUCCCAUACAAGAUUGAAACCUGCAUUUCUGAGUAGCAUAAACACACAGUCAGCUGUGGAAGAUAACUCUGUUGCUGGGUCCUCAAAGGAUACUAUGUUCAGGUUAACAAAAACCCCGUCCCAAGAGUCCGAUGUAUUCAGAAGCACUGAUUCUUCUGUUACCCAUCAUGUUCUGGAUCUCUACUUUGAUGACAACAAGAAGUCUUUGGGAGCUAUUCUCUCCAGUUUACCUGGGGUUGGCUUAAAAAGAAAGCUGUCCAGUGAUAUGAGGGAUUUGCAGAGUUUGGAUGUCCCCAAUAAGAUUCUUAAAAAAGAUGGAGAUGUUUUACCUGAAAACACCACUGACACUUCAAGUGAAAUACCGACGACUCUGGUGGAUGCGUCCGACUUUGAGUGUUCCCUCUGUAUGAGGUUGUUCUUCGAACCUGUUACCACACCCUGUGGACACACCUUUUGCCUCAAAUGCCUUGAGCGUUGCCUUGACCAUAAUCCACUCUGCCCACUCUGCAAGGAAAAGCUGUCAGAAUUUCUGGCAAGCAGAACUUACAAGAAGACCGUCCUUACAGAAGAGCUGAUAGUCCGUUACUUGCCAGAGGAAUUAUCUGAAAGGAAGAAAGUUUAUGAUGAAGAAAUGAAGGAAUUGUCAAAUUUGAAUAAGGAUGUGCCCAUCUUCGUAUGUACCAUGGCCUUUCCUACCAUCCCUUGUCCACUCCAUGUCUUUGAACCUCGCUAUCGCCUAAUGAUAAGAAGAUGCAUGGAAACUGGUACCAAGCAGUUUGGCAUGUGCUUAGCUGAUGAAUUAAAAGGAUUUGCAGAUCAUGGCUGUAUAUUAGAGAUCAGGGACGUAAAGUUUUUUCCUGAUGGACGCUCAGUUGUUGAUACAGUUGGUGUCCGUCGUUUUAGGGUCUUAAGCCAUGGCCAGCGAGAUGGAUAUAACACAGCAAACAUCGAGUAUCUUGAAGAUAAAAAGGUUGAAGGACCAGAAUAUGAAGAACUUGUCCGCCUUCAUGAUUCAGUCUAUGAUCAAGCUGUUGCCUGGUUCACUUCACUUAAAGACAAUAUGAAAGUGCAAAUUCUCAAUCAUUUUGGAUCUAUGCCAGGAAAAGAACCAGAGCCACAGAGCAACCCCAGUGGUCCUGCCUGGUACUGGUGGCUCUUGGCAGUGUUGCCUCUGGAAAACAGAGCUCAGCUGGCUAUACUGGCUAUGACCUCCCUGAAGGAUCGUCUCAUCGCCAUCCGGCGCGUAUUGAUAUUUGUGACUCGCAAAAGACCCAGAUAACAUGGACUUGUGUUGUGAGUGGGCACCAA